GCGCCGCGCUGCGCCCCUCCAUUGUCCGCCGUCGCCGCCGCCGCCGCCGCCGCCGCGCUCCGUCCGCCCGCAGCCGCCGCCGCCGCGGCGCGGCCCCGCGCUGCCCGCCGGGUCCGCUCGGAGCAGGGAGGAAGGGCCGUACCUCCAGCCCUCCGUAUCCAUCCGUGAUGGGCUCCUCCGUUCCAAACCGACCCCUGGGUGCACACCCAUGGCCUCGGCUCUCUCGUUAGGUCCUUAACGAGCUCUCCAAGCCCUUCACCUUCGCCUUUCCCCUCCGCCCAGGUGGCCGGCGGUGCAGCAUGCCUUUCUCCUGAGCCCUGAGCGCGGUUAGGAUCCCGGAGCGAUGUCCGCCACGCGCGGCAAUGGAGAGCACUGGAAGUCCCUGGAGUCGGUGGGUAUCAGCCGCAAGGAGCUGGCGCUGGCCGAGGCCCUGCAGAUGGAGUACGACGCUCUGUCGCGCCUGCGGCAGGACAAGGAGGAGAGCCGGGCCAAGCAGCGUGCCGAGCCGCCCCUCAUCUCCUGGGAUGAGCCCGAAAACACCCAUGGGUGCACCGGGAUCAAAGCGACGCGCGGCCUGUCCGGCUCCGACCCUGCGCUCUGCAAUAACGCCCUGCCCGAGGGGCUGACGCCGGGCCUCCCCGUGCCCCCACCGCGGCCCAACGCUGCACCCGCCGGCACAGAGGGUCCAGCCUGGCUGAAGACCCCGCUGGCCGGGGACUACCUCUACAUCUUCGACGGCUCCGAAGGGGACUUCCUCGGGGAGCCCCUCAAUGGCACUUCAGCUCUCGACAGCGAUGGGGGGUCCCCCAAAAAGCUCUCCCCGCCGCCACUGCCCCCCCGGCACUCCGUGCGGAGCCACCCCGAAGGCAGCCGGCGCCUGGGGAAGGGAUCCCCGCCGUCCUCCAAAGGAUCCCAGCCCAGGGACGUUAACGUGUUCUCAGCCCAUGAGCAGCCCCGUGGCAAGCUGCUCGCCCGCCGCAUCUCCGAGGAGGAUCCCUACGGCCUGGCCGACUAUGAGGGCAUCAACGAUGCCAUCACCUGCCUCAACCUCAAGUCCACCUAUGAGUCCCAGGUGCUGCGGGAAGCCGCCCGCGGCUGGAAGGAGGGCAGGAGCAUCUUUGAGAAGGAGUCGAGCGGUAAACCGGUGGCACGGAGCAAAACUAUGCCCCCCCAGGUCCCCCCACGGACCUACGUGUCCCGGUUCGGCAACAGGAAGAAUGUGGCACCCAACAAGAACCGCAGGAUCUCUGCCGACCCGGUCCCCCCCAGGCCACGCUCCUUAGCCAAUGGCUAUGAGCUCUUUGAGGUGUCAGAGGAGAGGGACGAGGAGGUGGCUGCUUUCUGCCAUAUGCUGGAUGUGCUGCGGUCCAGCUCCAGCCCCCAGGACUAUUCCCUGACCGGCUUCGUGUGGAGCGCCGUCAACCUCAGCCCCGAGCACCUGGGACAUGGCAUCAGCCUGAAGGUGACAGUGCUGUGUGACAGCCUGCGGGAGCCCCUCACCUUUACCUGCGACUGCUCCUCCACCGUGGAUCUGCUCAUCUACCAGACCCUGUGCUACACGCACGACGAGCUGCACACCGUUGAUGUUGAGGAUUUUGUGCUCAAGCUGUGUGGCUUGGAGGAAUUCUUGCAAAACAAGCACGCUCUGGGGAGCCAUGAGUACAUCCAGCACUGCAGGAAAUUUGACAUCGACAUCCGCCUGCAGCUGAUGAGGAGGAAGGCGGUGCGCAGCGACCUGGCCAGGACGGCCAGCGAUGACCAGAGCCCCUCCACCCUCAACCACUACAUCCACCUGCAGGAGAGGCCUAUCAAGCAGACCAUCAGCAGACAGGCUCUGAGUCUCCUCUUCGACACCUUCCACAACGAGGUGGAUACAUUCCUGGCAGCUGAGGGAGACUUCCCACUGAAGGCAGAGCGGGUGAUCCAGUCGGUCAUGGCCAUCUGCAACGCCUUGGCUGCCGUUGAGUCGCAAGAAAUCACAACAGCCCUCAACCAGAUGCCCCCCUGCCCCUCCCGCAUGCAACCCAAAAUCCAGAAGGAUCCAAAUGUUCUGGCCAAGAGGGAAAAUCGAGAGAGGAUCGUGGAGAGCCUGACGGCCGCCAUCCUGGACCUGGUGGGGCUGUACUGCAGCACCUUCAAUGCUGACUUCCAGACAGCUGUGCAAUGGAGCCGGGAGCACGGCGUGGUGCAGGAGGCUCGCCUGCUCUCCUGCCCACUCUCCUUCACCGUUUACGCCACACACCGCAUCCCCAUCACCUGGGCUGCCAGCUAUGAAGAUUUCUACCUCUCUUGCUCCAUCACGCACGGUGGUAAGGAGCUGUGCAGCCCCCUGCACACCAGAAAGGCCCACGUCUACAAGUACCUUUUCCACCUCAUCAUAUGGGACCAGCAGAUCUGCUUCCCCGUCCAGGUGAACCGACUGCCGCGGGAGACGCUGCUCAGCGUCACGCUCUUCGCCGUGCCCGUCCCCCCCCCGGGGAGCUCCUCCGACACCAACAAGCAGCGGCGGGUCCCUGAGGCUCUGGGCUGGGUCACCACUCCGCUCUUCAACUUCAGGCAGGUCCUGACCUGCGGGAGAAAGCUUUUGGGCUUGUGGCCGGCGACCCAGGACAACUCCAGAGCCAGAUCGAGUGCCCCCAACUUCAACCAGCCCGACAGCGUCAUCCUGCAGAUCGAUUUCCCCACCUCUGCCUUUGACGUGAAGUUUGUGAGCCCGCUGGCGGCCGACGUGAGCCCCAAGUACGAAUUUGGCAGCCUGGGUGAGGAGGACCAGCGCAGGCUGCGGGAGGCGAUGCAGAAGAAAUCGCUCUAUUGGUUGACAGAUGCAGACCGCAAACGGCUGUGGGAGAAGCGCUACUACUGCCACGCGGCACCCGGCUCGCUGCCCAUGCUGCUGGCCAGUGCACCCAGCUGGGAGUGGGCCUGCCUGCCUGACAUCUACGCCCUGCUGAGCCAGUGGACCUACAUGAGCCACCAGGAUGCCCUGGGGCUCCUUCAUGCCACGUUCCCAGACCAGGAGGUGAGGAGGACGGCCGUGCAGUGGAUCGACUCCAUCUCUGACACGGAGCUGCUGGACUACCUGCCCCAGCUGGUCCAGGCCUUGAAGUAUGAGUGCUACCUGGACAGCCCACUGGUGCGCUUCCUCAUGAAGCGAGCAAUCUGCGACCUGAAAAUCACCCACUAUUUCUUCUGGCUGCUGAAGGAUGGCCUGAAGGACUCCCAGUUCAGCAUCCGCUACCAGUACCUGUUGGCAGCUCUGCUGUGCUGCUGUGGGAAGGGGCUGCGGGAGGAGUUUGACCGGCAGUGCCUGCUGGUCAACACGUUGGCCAGGCUGGCCCAGCAAGUGAGGGACGCCGCGCCAUCCGCACGCCAGGGCAUCCUGCGUGAGGGGCUGGAGGAGGUGAAGCAGUUCUUCAAGGCUAACGGGUCGUGCCGACUGCCGCUCAGCCCCAGCCUGCUGGUGAAGGGGAUCGUGCCCCGGGACUGCUCCUAUUUCAACUCCAACGCCGUCCCCCUGAAGCUCUCCUUCCAGAACGUUGAUCCCCUGGGAGAAAAUAUCCGGGUCAUCUUCAAGUGUGGCGAUGAUCUGCGGCAGGACAUGCUGACACUGCAGAUGAUUCGGAUCAUGAACAAAAUCUGGGUGCAGGAGGGGCUGGAUAUGCGCAUGGUCAUCUUCCGCUGCUUCUCCACGGGCCGUGGACGAGGCAUGGUGGAGAUGAUCCCCAACGCCGAGACCCUGCGUAAAAUCCAGGUGGAACACGGCGUGACGGGCUCCUUUAAGGACAGGCCACUGGCCGACUGGCUGCAGAAACACAACCCCGAGGAGGAUGAAUAUGAGAAGGCUGUGGAGAACUUCAUCUACUCCUGCGCUGGCUGCUGCGUGGCCACCUAUGUGCUGGGGAUCUGCGACCGGCACAACGACAACAUCAUGCUCAAGACCACUGGCCACAUGUUUCACAUCGAUUUCGGCAGGUUCCUGGGCCACGCUCAGAUGUUUGGCAACAUCAAGAGGGACCGGGCGCCGUUUGUCUUCACCUCAGACAUGGCAUACGUCAUCAAUGGGGGGGACAAACCCUCCAGCCGCUUCCAUGACUUCGUCGACCUGUGCUGCCAGGCUUACAACCUGAUCCGCAAGCACACCCACCUCUUCCUCAACCUGCUGGGGCUGAUGCUGUCCUGUGGCAUCCCUGAACUUUCCGACCUGGAGGACCUCAAAUAUGUCUACGAUGCACUAAGGCCGCAGGACACCGAUGCUGAUGCCACCACCUACUUCACCAGGUUGAUCGAGUCCAGCUUGGGCAGCGUGGCCACCAAGCUCAACUUCUUCAUCCACAACCUGGCGCAGAUGAAGUUCACGGGCUCUGAUGCCCGCCCAACCCUCUCCUUUGCCCCUCGCACACACACCAUCAAGACGUCCGGCCGGAUCUGUGAUGUCUUCCUCUGCCGCCAUGAGAGGGUCUUCAACCCCAGCAAGGGCUACACCUACGUGGUGAAGGUGAAACGGGAGAGCCCGAGCGAGGUGACCUUUGUGCAGCGCACCUUUGAGGAGUUCCAGGAGUUGCACAACAAGCUGCGCCUGCUCUUCCCCUCCUCGCUGCUGCCCAGCUUCCCCAGCAGGUUCAUUAUCGGCCGGUCACGAGGAGAGGCGGUGGCUGAAAGGAGGAAAGAAGAACUCAAUGGUUACAUCUGGCACCUCAUCCAUGCUGCCCCCGAGGUGGCCGAGUGUGACCUCAUCUACACCUUUUUCCACCCGCUGCCCAGGGAUGAGAAAGCAGCCAGCACCAACCCGGCCCCAAAGCCGGCAGACACCACGUGGGCUCGUCCCCUGGGGAAGGUCGGCGGGGAGGUGAAGCUCUCCAUCUCCUACAAGAACAACAAGCUCUUCAUCAUGGUGAUGCACAUCCGGGGGCUGCAGCCCCUCCAGGAUGGCAAUGACCCUGACCCCUACGUCAAGACCUACCUGCUGCCUGACCCCCAGAAAACCACUAAGAGGAAAACCAAAGUGGCCCGGAAAACCUGCAACCCUACCUACAAUGAGAUGCUGGUCUACGAUGGGGUGCCUCGGGGUGACCUGCAGCAACGGGAGCUGCGGCUGAGCGUGCUGAGCGAGGAAGGCUUCUGGGAGAACAUCCUCCUUGGGGAGGUCGGCAUCCGCCUGCGGGACCUCGACCUGGCACAGGAGAAGAUGGGCUGGUUCGCCCUCGGAUCCCGCGGCCACGGCACGCUCUGAGCUCCAGGAAUGGGCACCGGUGCCAGGAGGUGCCCAGAGGGACCGGGAGCUGCCGAUAGACAUCUUCUUUCUUAAGUUUACCUUGUGUCAAGGGAGCAAUGCUGGGGGGAGCAGGGGGGGGGGUGGGGAGGAGUGUCAGGGCAAUUCGGGGGGGGGGAGGGGGGGGGAGGGGUGGUUAUUUCUUCCUUUGGGAUAUCUGUAUUUUAAUUUUUUUAAUGACAACCUGUAGCGCACGGCCGGGCGCCGGGGCGGUGGUAUCGCCAAGCUUGGUUUGGGGACGUCCGUCCCCCACUUUGAUGCCAGCGGGGCCGUUCCCAACGCAGGGGAUUUGCUCCCAAAGGAGAGCAGCACGGCGGGAUCCCAUCCCUUAAUGGGGGACCCCCGCCGACACCCCCGCGGCCACCUCCUUUCCUUCCCCCCCCGCCUGGCCCUGCGCUGGGGUGCAGGCUUGGUGCCUGCGGUGCUUUGUUUACAGCGAGAGCUCCGUAAACGGACGAAAUUGUUUCUCAGGAUCGAGAAUAAUGAACUUAAACUUUAUAUUAAAAGUUGUAAAGACUGUAUCGAGAGGGAGAGGGCCUGGGGGAGGUGGUAUGGGGUACACCCCCCCCCCCUCCCCUCCCCCAAAAGGGACCCUCCUGGCUGUAGCAGGGCAGAGUGAAAAUAAAGCGAUGAAGUGCA
Gallus gallus (chicken) is the source of this 5908-nucleotide messenger RNA. It is a transcript of the gene PIK3C2B, whose product is annotated as phosphatidylinositol-4-phosphate 3-kinase catalytic subunit type 2 beta. NCBI's taxonomy places the organism in Eukaryota, Metazoa, Chordata, Aves, Galliformes, Phasianidae. Gene Ontology annotation, molecular function: phosphatidylinositol binding; 1-phosphatidylinositol-4-phosphate 3-kinase activity; 1-phosphatidylinositol-3-kinase activity. Bases 344 to 5230 code for a protein of 1628 amino acids. The transcript has 33 exons. Gene Ontology annotation, cellular component: cytoplasm; phosphatidylinositol 3-kinase complex; plasma membrane. Gene Ontology annotation, biological process: cell migration; phosphatidylinositol-3-phosphate biosynthetic process; phosphatidylinositol-mediated signaling. The record is from RefSeq and is a predicted model, not a curated record.